UCUAACAAGUAUUUUAAGACAAAGAUUCAAAGAAAUGUGAAAAUGAAGUUGUUCUGCAGUGAUAUUUUCGCUUUUGAUGACUCUUCGAAAACUUGACUUUUGUCUGCAUUGCUAUUUAAUGCUGGCUUUAAUCACUUCAAUUUCAGAUUUGUUAGAGAAUGUUACUGUGGAUGGAGCCAUUUUGAAAACAACCUAUUAACUUAGCUGUUCGGUAAUAGAUCACAGAUGACUUCAAAAUGCAGAAGAACAAAAACAUGUCGCACACGAGGCCCAAAAAGGAGUUGCAGCCCUAUGAGUAAGGAGAAAUCACCAGACAAUAAAGAGCUCAAGGAACCACAUUUCAAGAGAGUGCUAAAUGGCACAAACAGCUUUGGUUCUAAAAACAAGAGCAUGAUUCUGAAUGCAGACAGCAAAGAAAAUGACAAGGGUUGCAGUUGUAACGCGAUAGUUUCACCUGUUCACCGCUCACCAGUAAGUAGUGAUGGACAUAAGAGCUCAGUCCACAGUAGUAAUCAUGAAGGAAAAAAUCUGGAUACAGCUUUAUCCACUGACUCCUCUUCAGUUGCUGAAAUAACUGUGUCUGAUAGUGCUGGUGAUAGAUCAGUUGCAGAAGAUUAUGCCACUGAAGCUAGUCUCAUAGACUUUGAUGAGACUUUCUAUUCAGCACGCAGUGAUACUGAAUCUUUGUACCAUUCCUGUGGUAGAGUUGUGAUGGAUUCCACAAACAGUGACUCUGUAGUGAUUAGUGAUGAGGAUAAUGGGAAAGAAGAAGAACUUGAUGAUGAUGUAAAUGAAAGUUUGUUUUUUACAAAAGAUGCGUACAAUCAAAUCCACCAAGAGUUGACUGUUGAAGAUUUGGAGAACAAAGAAAAGAGUUUUAAAGUUUUAAAGAAAAAAGAACAAGGUGAUGACAUGUUGAAUGAAAGAGGAAGUGGAAAAGAUUGUGAUUCUGUGAGCAUAUCACCAACAGGAGCAUUAACAUCAUUAAAAUCAAAGAUUAACAGUGUAAAAGUCAGUAACAACAAUAUUUUUGAAGAUUUUAUGGAGAGACCUCACACAAGUAUAGUUGGCGACAGUGACUAUAUAGUCAAAUUUGAUGCACAUGUUGAGGAGACUAUUGUUGAUUGUGGUUCUUCUACAGAUUCUGGCAUGCUUCCUUACAAGGGAGCAGACCAAGAUAGCAGCUCUGAUGAAGGUAAAGAAGAAGAAUUUGAUAAAGACAGGGACCAAUUCAUUAGCAGCAAUAAUUUUUGUCAAGAGGAUGAAGGAACUUUACCUGAACGCUCCGAUUCUUCCGAUGAGGAUCUGUUAACUCCGCCAAGAUUUCUCUAUGAAAAGACAAGGUUGAAACCAGAUAUUUGCACUCCUGAAAAAGGAGUUGCUCCAGCUUAUUUUACCCCCUCCCCAGUUGCCAGAGGAGAGGGAGAGGAGAAGACUGUCAAGUAUAAACUCUCAUUUGACAAGUUAAUUGCUGACAAAGCAAAGCACAGAGAAAGGAAUGCUGAACUUGCUAAGAUGGAGGAAGAGUUACAGCAAGGGAUAGAUAAUGGAGGCAUUGGUCAACUGCCGGUUCCAAGUACCUUCAGUGACAUAGAAUCAGAGGAGGAACUGACCGAUGAUGGACGUGACCUGAGAGACUGCUCCUUACCUCAGGACUUUAAAAAGUUUCUUGUGGAGGUGCAUGAUUUUUCUGAAGAGCUGCCUGGAGAGGAUAUUUUCCCAGUGUUUCAUCCUAAUGUUACAUCUCAAGAUUUUCCCCAUCUGUCAAUGGUUCCUCAUCCACAUGGCAAUUCUUUUGAGGCAAAGCUGGUAUCAGCUUCAGACAUUGAGCUGCAGGAGUUGUUGUGUGGAGGAUGGGUACUGCAGCAUUACCUGGAUACACUCUGCCCAUCUGAAGUGGCAGAAUGGCUAUUCCAGAUCAUGUGUCGUCACACAGAUCAGCAUAUCAUCAACACAUGUUUUCAAGUCCUUUGGAUCAUGCUGGAAGCAGCUACAGAGGAUAGAGAUGAUAUCCCAGCAAACUCCAGAGGUACCCUGUGGGUUCCUGGUAUCAAGACAGUCUUAAAAGAGCUGUUUUCCUAUGGUGCUAGGAUUCCAAGGCUUUAUCCUGGAGAGCUUGUUAAUCAAUUGAAUAUAAGUGAAGUUUUGUUAAGUGAGAACUCUUCAGAUGCAAUCCAUAUGGAAGAAGAAACAGUUGGAGGUGUAAUGCAGACUGAAUCUUUUCCUCUAAUCAAUGUGAUGCACCUUGUUCAGCUGCUUACUCACAGUCUUCAAAAGUGUCCUCAGUUGUACACUGUUCAGGAUUUAAGAAACCUCAUGGUGCUGAUGUGUCGCUUGGCUCUAGAUACUAGACUUCAAACUGUAGUGUUUGAUAUUGAGAUGUGUAUUGCAGCAGUGCUAAGCUGUUUUGGAGAGACACAGUGGCCUGAUGAGAUUAAAGAGUUGUGUGGUAUUUUGACAAAACUGAGCACAAACCAUCGGAACCUGUUGCAUCUUGUGGAGAUUCAGCCCCCAUCAACUUAUGGCAUUGAGCUUCAGCGCCAUCUUAGUUUGACACUGGUUCACUGGUUGGUGCCCAAGUUUCAUAGCCGUGAGGAAAUUGAAGAAAACCCAGAUGGUGACAGAUGCAACGGAACUGUUCCAGACAAUGUUGAGGUAGCCAGUUUGAUUAAACUUGUAUCGCAGAUUAAACCUACAGAUGACUCAGACUAUUUCUUGUUGCACACAAUUAUCUCAUUGAUCAGCUUUGCUGUUGGAAGUGAGGACUUGCCAUCUAAAGAGAGGCCAUCUCUGGAAAAGUUGACCAACAAGCUGAGAACAUUGAAUGGGGAUAUCAAAGAUCCAAGGGCUGCAUUCAUGAGCAGAACCAAGGUGAAGGAUCUUUUAGUAAGGACAAUCUUUAGGCUGGCAAACAUGGUUCAGUGUAUCAAGCCACUCAAAGAGCAUCACAUAGCCAGCUACUUUGAGUACUCUACCUCAGAUUACCAGGUAGAGCUGUUGAAGGAAAAUGAGGAGAAUUUGGAAGAGUUACCAGAGAAUGACGAGGAAGAAUCUAUGACAGGAGUGCAGGAUAUGGACUCUAGUACGUAAACUAAAGAUGAAAAGAAGACAUUAGUAGACUUGGCUAGUAGGCUUGGUGCCUGGCAAUGAAAAUCAGGAGGAUAUGUUGGUUUUUUUUUUUUUUUCUGGUAGAUUCAUGUAAAUAUGUACAGUCAAACUUAUUUUACAGUCUAAGUUGUUUUGUUGUUUUCUGAUCUGUUUCUGGCAAAGUUGAGUCAAUCAUGAAUAAUUAUGGUAUCACUGUUCUGGAAAGAUGUGUUUUUAACAUCAUUUUUGUAAAUAUGUCAUGCAAGUAUUAGGAAAUUUAAUUCUGUGAAUAUAGAUACCAGCAUCAGUCUUAAAUGAAUGAAAAAAAAAGUAUAUAUUGUGAUUGUGGAUGUGGGAUAAUCUUCUGGAAGGAAACAACAUGCAAUCAGGUUAAUGUGGCUUGUGAGCUGUAAGUAUUUAUCCAGUCUAUGACAAGUUAAGUUUGCUCUUAUCCUAAUUUCCAUAAAUGAAGUGACUUUGAGUAUUGCAACUCUCCCUGAACAGGAUGGCAGUCCAGUGCAGGUUAAUUUCGUUAAAUAACAACCACAAUUGUCUUUUGUAACAACAUUUUUUUGUACGAGUAAUAUAAUUUUAUUGUAAUAUUGUUUGUAAUUCAACAACGAUCUCACCAGCCUAACUUAUGCCAUCAACUCAGCCAAAAAAAAAUAAUAAUAAAAAGGGCAGAAGUCCUACCGAAGAAAUGAAAUUUGUCAAUUAAAAUGGUCAAAACUCUUAA
Messenger RNA from Stylophora pistillata, 3823 nucleotides. RefSeq names its product SMC5-SMC6 complex localization factor protein 2. NCBI's taxonomy places the organism in Eukaryota, Metazoa, Cnidaria, Anthozoa, Scleractinia, Pocilloporidae. The record is from RefSeq and is a predicted model, not a curated record.